CACGCAUCGAUACAAUUCCAGAAAACCGACAUCGGUGCAGAUGAUAGCAUGCUGUCGCUGGCAUGUGAAGAUUCAAGGCAGGAUGAUAAGAGGCGAGUCUACUGCCCUGGCACUUUCCGUGUUAACCCGUCUUUGCCCUUUCCCUCUCCCCUCACAAUUUCUCCUCACCGAGCGAGCCACUUCCCCCUCACUACUCCAUCUCCAACUUUUUUUUUCUGUAUGUUUCUUCCCCAAUUAUGCUGACCAACAAGUAUUGAUUCAAGUGGUUCGAAUGGAGAUUAGGCUACAUGCCACUUGAUUGACGGAGGAGACGAGCCAGUGCAACAACCAGAGAUUACACAAAGUACCAAAAGAAAAAAAGAAAAAAAGAAAAAAAAAAAAAAAAAAAAAAAAAAA
Messenger RNA from Aspergillus aculeatinus CBS 121060, 396 nucleotides. RefSeq lists its product as uncharacterized. Lineage: Eukaryota; Fungi; Ascomycota; Eurotiomycetes; Eurotiales; Aspergillaceae. The record is from RefSeq and is a predicted model, not a curated record. The coding region runs from base 41 to 298 and encodes 85 amino acids. The transcript has a single exon.